Messenger RNA from Brassica rapa (field mustard), 1368 nucleotides. RefSeq names its product RING-H2 finger protein ATL3. Gene Ontology annotation, cellular component: plasma membrane. The record is from RefSeq and is a predicted model, not a curated record. Lineage: Eukaryota; Viridiplantae; Streptophyta; Magnoliopsida; Brassicales; Brassicaceae. Gene Ontology annotation, biological process: protein ubiquitination.
UCUCUUAUCAUUCCUUCUUCUUCCUUCCAUGACCAUGGGCCAUGAGAGAUACUGAAACACAGACCUUUUCUUGUUUUGCACUUUCCUAAUCUCACACAAAGCUCCAUCCUUUGCUAAUCUCACAUAAAGUCUCAUCCUUUUCCACCAAAAGAGCAGUUUCAGCUUCUGGGCUCAUCUUGGAACACUCAUUGUGUCUCUAGAAGCAAACUUGAAGAAGCAGAACAAAAAAAGUUUUGAUCUUUUCGAGAAAAAAACACUCCUCUUUGUCACCAAUGGACGAUGAUGGAUCUGCUCAUAGCUCACUGUUCGGAGACCUAUCCACCGAAGAGGUCACAAGCAAGAUCAUCCUCACAGCAGUCAUUGUUCUGUUCAUGGCGGUUCUCUUCGUCCUUAUCCUCCACCUCUACGCCAAACUCUACUGGUGGCGAUUAGAUCACCACCUCCAGCAGCAAGAACAAGAACAAGAGCUAGAGCAAGAAGACCAAUCACCAAUCACUCCUCCUGUAAUAACCACUCGCCGACAGCGACGUCGUUUCAUCUUCGUCCCGGGGCAAGACGCUUUAUCCAACACUGGAGGGCUUACCCCUUUUGAGCUCAGUUCCUUGCCUAUUGUCUUUUUCAGACAAGACAGUUGUAAGGACGGUUUGGAGUGUGCUAUUUGCUUGUCUGCGCUUGUCAAAGGAGACAAAGCUAGGCUGCUUCCAAAGUGUAGCCACAGCUUCCACGUUGAGUGUAUUGACAUGUGGUUUCAGUCUCAUUCGACUUGUCCCAUUUGCAGAAACGCUGUUCUUGAAGCUAACUCAAAGGGAGUUGAACAAGUUUCCGACAAUGUAUCAGAUGCUUUGUCUCAGAUUUCGAGUUCUUCUUCGGAUUUUCCGACCAAUGUGUUGGUAUGGGGUCGCCAGGAUCAGGUUAGUACCAGAAACACCAAUGUUGGGUCUCAAGAAGAGGGUACUGGUCAAGAUGCUGUUGUUCUUGAUAUCAAUGAUUCUGCAGCUAGGAGUCAAAAUGUGCCGUCUUCAUCAGCAAUAAGGUUUAUUGCUGAGGAGGAAGAGCCAAAGUCUCCAAUGACAACUAGGUUGAGGUCUUUGAGGAGGUUUCUGAGCAGAGACAAGAGAGUCUCUUGUAGCAAUAGCAGUGGUAGUUCCAGUGCUGCUGGUGCUGCUGCUUCUGUUGAUCCUUGAAGUUUGUGAGUGAUUAGAUUAGUAGCUGAGCGAAAAGGUUGCAUGAAGAUGUCAAACUGUGUAGUGGUCUCUGCUUUUGUUACUGGCUUUUGUGUGUUUGAGAGGUUUCUUUGUUAUCCAAGUAUAUCAUUUAUCUAUGCCAAGGGAAUUUGGAACUCAGAAGCUUUUGUUUUACUUAGAUCAA